AUGACUCUAGACUCCUUACUAAUAAUUAUAAGCAAAGGGGAGCGUACUGAGCAGCAACCGUAUUUUGAGUUGUUCCCCUUUGACCAUAAAAUGAUUUACAAUCGCCGUGUAGAGGCCUCUUCUGAUGACAGUCGUCAGUGGUACGAGGUGAUGCUUGCCCUGGCGGCCAAAUCAGCUUGCAAGCAAGUCCUUGCUUCUGCUGUUCAUGAAUGGAGAGAUCACAUUCGGGACUGGCGUGAAUUGACCAGUGCCAUCAACAAGUCUGAGGAGCGUAGAGAGCUUCCUACCAUACCACAACCUACGCAUCAGAUUGAGUGGCUGGCUAGAGUCAAUUUUAAGCACAGACCAGUGCGCCGUGACGUACCAGAACAGAGACGUCACAAAGUCUCCAAGAAACAGGACUUGAAUUCUUCCCUUUACGUUUAUUGAAGAGGAGAAUUCUAUAUUGGUUAUAUGUCUGCAUGGUCGCAAAUGUCACAGAACGACACAACCAUCUCUGUACCACUGGGCUCGACUUUCAUGUUUCACACCCCCUAUGUAUUGCAUUCUGUUAGCGUAUAAUGGGGUUGUGUAUGUGACUGUAUAUAUGUUACAUAGACAAAACAAUCGAAGCAUGCAUUGCAGAUGUACUUAUUAUUUGGGAAAGUUUUAUUUUCCUUUAUUAGGCCGGCAUGGACCCAUAAGUUUUAUACCCAUCACUCGGACUUGAUGACAGCGCCCCUUUUUACAUCAUAUAGACUCAAUAUAACACGAUACAUUCGCUGGAUGCAUUGCUAAGUAAACAGUGUAGUACCAUUGUGUUCUUGCCUGGUACUCAUGCCCCUUUUUUCACUGCAUUAUGGAGCCAUUGAUUUGUGACUACCGGUACAUAGAAAAUGUCUGCUACUAUAUAGAAUGGAGUUGCUGUCUCCGGGUGUUUCUUCUUGACAAAGUUUUAUUUGCCUUUAUUAGGCUGGACAAUGUGCACCUCUGUAUAUAGUACUUGCAUGAUCUUUUCAUUGCUGAAAUAAAUUUUUCUUUAAAAAUGA
Molecule: messenger RNA, 1028 nt
Organism: Saccostrea echinata
Lineage: Eukaryota; Metazoa; Mollusca; Bivalvia; Ostreida; Ostreidae
Exons: 6
Coding region: 1-429 (142 amino acids)
Source: RefSeq, a predicted model, not a curated record